AUGGGGCGCCGCCGCCGCCGCUCGGCUGCCGUCUUGCUGCUGUACUAUAUACAAGUCAUUAUAGUCGGUCGAGCUCUUUCUGUGGGAACACAAACUGACCCUGAGGUGUACUCACUCUGCAACAUCACCCGGACCAACAAGACGAAUGCAAACACGGUCUUCAGCGAUACAGGCCUAGGCUUGGUCUUCAACGGCCGCUUCUUCAACGACACUUCCUUAUUCAAAGACGCGUGGCUCUUCAACAACACAUUUUCCUGCAAUCUCACCGAACCAGAAUGGAUGUUAACCAACGAGUCGGUUGUAACGCCAGCCCCUGACAUUGCACAUGAGGCAUCGACGGUGCAAACCGUGGUGUUCGUCGGGAUAUUCGGCAUCUCUAGCAUGGUAGGAACCGUCGGCAACGCUGCUGUCAUCCUGGCCUUCUGCCUCUACAAGAAGGUUCGCACCACUGAUAACACCUUCAUCCUGAACACCAGUAUCUGGGACCUGGUAACGUCUGCCGUCAUCAUCCCUUUGUUCCUCUCUUCUACGAUGACCGGCCUACCGAACUGCGGACAAGCUUGCUGUGCCUUCAUAGGCUUCCUGAGUCUGUUUAGCAUGACUCAGUCAUUGUUAUCCUGUGCCCUGAUUGCCUUUAACCGUUAUGUGCACGUUGUGCUCUCACUAGCCACUUACAAGCGCUUGUUCGGUCCUGUCAAGGCCUUCCUCUGGGUGGUUGGGGUAUGGGUGAUCGGUACUCUGGUCAUGUUACCUGCUAUCGUAGGUGUAUACGGCAGUUUGGGAUGGGACGCGGAUGCAAAGCUAUGCCAGAUGUCUAAUGAACCCAAAAGUUUAUUGUUUUUCAAAAAUGUCCUGGCGUCACUGCACUGGACCACGUUGCUGGUGAUAUCUGCGUUCUACGCCCGAAUCUACCUGCACGUGCGCAAAAGUGCCAUGGCCAUCGGCCAGCAUCUCGGCCACAGCCCCCAGCAAGUGUCCCUGCAGGCGGUGAAGCGUACAAAACACAUGUUCUACAUCUUCUUCACUCUGUUCACCCUAAUCUCUCCAACCAUUGUCAUCAUGCAAGUGGAUCCCCACGGUGUCUCAACCCCUGAAUUAGUUUUCUUAAUCAUUGCCGCGAUGUAUUACUGGAACACCGCAGUCAAUCCCAUCAUUUACACCUGGACCCUGAAAGAGUUUCGGCAAGGGUUCAAGUCCCUGGUCCGCUGCAGACGACAUAUUAUCCCUAACCCCCCACCUCACCAACCUGGACCUGCGCGAACCUCUCGAUCACCGAAAGUCUCACAACCAUUGACGGUCACUGAACGCGUUCAGCAGGCAGGACCGUCAAUGCCAUUGGUAGAUACCUGA
Messenger RNA from Branchiostoma floridae (Florida lancelet), 1350 nucleotides. RefSeq names its product melatonin-related receptor-like. NCBI's taxonomy places the organism in Eukaryota, Metazoa, Chordata, Leptocardii, Amphioxiformes, Branchiostomatidae. Gene Ontology annotation, cellular component: membrane. The record is from RefSeq and is a predicted model, not a curated record. Gene Ontology annotation, molecular function: G protein-coupled receptor activity. The transcript is spliced from 4 exons. Gene Ontology annotation, biological process: G protein-coupled receptor signaling pathway. Bases 1 to 1350 code for a protein of 449 amino acids.